Messenger RNA from Leptosomus discolor (cuckoo roller), 5988 nucleotides. The record is from RefSeq and is a predicted model, not a curated record. NCBI's taxonomy places the organism in Eukaryota, Metazoa, Chordata, Aves, Leptosomiformes, Leptosomidae.
GAGUGUGUCAGCAUGAUGGUGAUUUUGUUAAACUGUGUUACCCUGGGGAUGUACCAGCCGUGUGAGGAUAUGGACUGCCUUUCUGACAGGUGCAAAAUCUUACAGGUAUUUGAUGAUUUCAUCUUCAUCUUCUUUGCCAUGGAAAUGGUCCUAAAGAUGGUGGCCCUGGGGAUCUUUGGCAAGAAGUGUUACCUUGGAGAUACCUGGAACCGCCUGGAUUUCUUCAUUGUCAUGGCAGGGAUGGUAGAGUACUCCCUGGAUCUCCAAAACAUCAACUUAUCUGCAAUCCGUACUGUCCGUGUCCUGAGACCCCUGAAAGCUAUCAACCGUGUGCCUAGCAUGCGCAUCCUUGUGAACUUGCUCCUGGACACCUUGCCCAUGCUGGGGAACGUCCUUCUUCUCUGCUUCUUUGUCUUCUUCAUCUUCGGCAUCAUCGGGGUGCAGCUGUGGGCUGGGCUGCUCCGCAACCGCUGUUUCAUGGAGGAGAACUUCACAAUACAAGGUGACAUUGUCCUGCCCCCUUAUUACCAACCUGAGGAAGAUGAUGAGAUGCCGUUUAUUUGCUCACUGUCAGGAGAUAAUGGAAUUAUGGGCUGUCAUGAGAUACCCCCACUGAAGGAGCGGGGCCAUGAAUGUUGUUUGGAUAAGGACGAUUAUUAUUACUACAACUCAGUCCGGCAAGAGUUCAACAUCAGUGGCAUGUGUGUGAACUGGAACCAGUACUACAACGUGUGCCGUACAGGCAACGCCAACCCGCACAAGGGUGCCAUCAACUUUGACAACAUUGGGUAUGCCUGGAUUGUGAUAUUUCAGGUGAUCACACUGGAAGGGUGGGUGGAGAUCAUGUACUACGUGAUGGAUGCCCAUUCCUUCUACAAUUUUAUCUACUUUAUCUUGCUGAUAAUCGUGGGCUCCUUCUUCAUGAUUAACCUGUGCCUGGUGGUCAUCGCCACGCAGUUCUCGGAGACCAAGCAGCGGGAGCACCAGCUGAUGCAGGAGCAGCGGGUCCGGUACCUCUCCUCCAGCACUGUUGCCAGCUACAUGGAGCCGGGAGACUGUUACGAGGAGAUCUUCCAAUAUGUCUGCCACAUUGUUCGCAAAGCCAAACGCCGCACCCUUGGGCUGUACAACAGCAUACAGAGCCGACGCCAGGGCCACAUGGAGCCAAACGAUGCCAAGCUGGGCAUGAGCAGGAAAAGCCAGAGGCGCUACAGGCUUUGCCAGCAGCACAACUCUCUUGACUGCCCUCCUCAGGGCUUGGUCCAGCCCAUUGCUGUGACAGCAACCUCUGAUCCCACCAACUGCCCCCGAUGCCAUAGGGGGGAGCAAGAAGCAUCCCGAAGGCUCUCUGUCCUGGGUAGCACUGACUCAGACCAGGAGGAUGGAGGAGCCAGCGAAAAGGAAGAAGGCGGCAGCAGAGAGGACCAGGGUGCCUCUACACAGGAGAAGGAAGAGGAGGAGGUGGAAGAAGGCAGACGGCUGAAGCUUUGCAGUGACAUGUGGCGAGAAGUGAGGGUCAAGCUUCGAGGGAUUGUGGACAGCAAGUACUUCAACCGUGGGAUCAUGAUUGCAAUCCUAGUGAACACAAUCAGCAUGGGCAUUGAGCACCAUGAGCAGCCAGAGGAAUUGACCAACAUCUUGGAGAUCAGCAACGUUGUGUUUACAAGCAUGUUUGCCCUGGAGAUGAUCCUGAAACUUGCUGCUUUUGGUCUCUUUGAUUACCUCCGCAACCCCUACAACAUCUUUGACAGUAUCAUCGUCAUCAUCAGCAUCUGGGAGAUCAUCGGCCAGUCGGAUGGGGGCCUCUCUGUGCUGAGGACUUUCCGCCUCCUGCGGGUGCUGAAGCUGGUGCGUUUCAUGCCCGCGCUGCGCCGCCAGCUUGUGGUGCUGAUGAAGACUAUGGACAACGUAGCCACCUUCUGCAUGCUCCUCAUGCUUUUCAUCUUUAUAUUCAGCAUCCUGGGAAUGCACAUAUUCGGUUGCAAGUUCAGCCUCAGGACAGACACAGGAGACACAGUUCCUGACCGGAAAAAUUUUGACUCUCUGCUGUGGGCCAUCGUCACCGUCUUCCAGAUCCUAACUCAGGAGGACUGGAAUGUUGUGCUCUAUAAUGGCAUGGCCUCUACCUCGCCAUGGGCAUCCCUCUACUUUGUGGCUCUCAUGACGUUUGGCAAUUAUGUGCUCUUCAAUCUGCUGGUGGCCAUUCUUGUGGAAGGGUUCCAGGCUGAGGGUGAUGCCAACCGCUCAUACUCAGAUGAAGAUCAGAGUUCAUCAAACAUGGAGGAGUUAGAUCAGUUCCAAGAAGACUUGGACAAAUCUGGAAAUCACAAGAUCUGUGCAAUUUCUGUGACACCUAAUGGACACCUGGACCCAUCGUUGCCCUCUUCCAACCCACCAGUGGCUGCUGGGGGGGUCACCAACUCGUCACGCAACUCCCUGCAGCCUGACCAGAUCCGUGUUGCUGUUGGUUCCCGGAAGAGCAGUGUGAUGUCCCUGGGGAGAAUGACCUAUGACCAGCGGUCCUUGUCCAGCUCCCGCAGUUCCCACUAUGGUGCCUGGGGCCGCAGCGGAGCCUGGGGAAGCCGUCGCUCCAGCUGGAACAGCCUGGCCCGAGGACACAGCCUGAAGAACAAACCUCCCUCUGCCGAGCAUGAAUCCCUCCUGUCUGGGGAGAGGCACAGGGUGGCAGAUGGGGAGCCAGACGGGACAGGAAGGGUGUUUCACCACCGCCGGACGCUCUCCCUGGACAAUAAAGGCUCCUGUGACCUGCUGGAGUUGGCCUCGGUCCCACCUGGCCACAGAGUGACCUGUAAGCUGGGAGCAGUGUCCGGGGCCAGCGAGCAUCAAGACUGCAAUGGCAAAAUGCCCAGUAUUGCCAAGGAGAUCUUCCCAAAGAUGAACAACCGCAAGGAACGGGGAGAGGAUGAUGAAGAGAUAGAUUAUAGCCUGUGCUUUCGCAUCCGGAAGAUGAUGGAAGUCUACAAGCCAGACUGGUGUGAGUUACGGGAAGACUGGUCGAUAUAUCUCUUCUCUCCACAAAACAGGUUUCGCCUCCUCUGCCAAACCAUCAUUGCUCACAAGCUCUUUGACUAUGUUGUGCUGGCCUUCAUCUUCCUGAACUGCAUCACCAUUGCCCUGGAGAGACCACAGAUUGAACACAGAAGCACGGAGAGAAUCUUUCUCACUGUGUCCAACUACAUUUUCACAGCAAUUUUUGUAGCUGAGAUGACACUGAAGGUGGUCUCUCUAGGCCUGUAUUUUGGGGAUCAGGCUUAUCUCCGCAGCAGCUGGAACAUCUUGGAUGGCUUCUUGGUCUUCGUGUCUCUCAUUGACAUUGUGGUCUCGGUGGCCUCUGCUGGUGGCGCCAAAAUCCUGGGGGUGCUGCGAGUCCUCCGGCUGCUGCGCACCUUACGUCCACUUCGAGUCAUCAGCCGAGCCCCUGGCCUGAAGCUGGUGGUGGAGACACUCAUUUCUUCCCUUAAGCCCAUAGGAAACAUUGUCCUCAUCUGCUGUGCUUUCUUCAUCAUCUUUGGCAUCCUGGGUGUGCAGCUUUUCAAAGGCAAGUUUUACCACUGCCUGGGAGUCGACAUCAGGAACAUCACCAAUCGGUCCGACUGUGUGGCUGCCAACUACAAGUGGGUGCACCACAAGUAUAACUUCGACAACCUGGGACAGGCUCUGAUGUCCCUCUUUGUUCUGGCUUCCAAGGAUGGCUGGGUCAAUAUUAUGUAUAAUGGACUAGAUGCUGUGGCUGUUGACCAGCAGCCGGUGACCAACAACAACCCCUGGAUGCUCCUCUACUUCAUCUCCUUCCUCCUUAUUGUCAGCUUCUUUGUGCUCAACAUGUUCGUGGGGGUGGUGGUGGAGAACUUCCACAAGUGCCGGCAGCACCAGGAGGCUGAGGAGGCACGCCGGCGGGAGGAGAAGCGGUUGCGCCGCCUGGAGAAGAAGCGAAGGAAGGCACAGCGUCUGCCGUACUAUGCUACCUAUUGCCCCAUACGCCUCCUUAUUCAUUCGGUCUGCACCAGCCACUAUCUGGACAUCUUCAUCACUUUCAUCAUCUGCCUCAACGUGGUCACUAUGUCCUUGGAGCACUACAACCAACCUGUGUCCCUGGAGACCGCCCUCAAGUACUGCAACUACCUGUUCACCACUGUCUUUGUGUUGGAGGCAGUCCUCAAGCUGGUGGCCUUCGGUCUGCGGCGAUUCUUCAAAGACAGGUGGAACCAGCUAGAUCUGGCCAUUGUGCUGCUCUCUGUCAUGGGCAUCACAUUGGAAGAAAUUGAAAUCAAUGCUGCUCUCCCAAUUAACCCCACCAUCAUCCGGAUCAUGAGAGUGCUGCGUAUCGCCCGGGUCCUGAAGCUACUGAAGAUGGCCACAGGAAUGCGAGCACUGCUGGAUACAGUUGUUCAAGCCCUCCCACAGGUGGGAAACCUCGGACUCCUUUUCAUGCUCCUCUUUUUCAUCUACGCUGCUUUAGGAGUGGAGCUCUUUGGAAAACUGGUAUGCAAUGAUGAGAACCCCUGCGAGGGCAUGAGCCGCCACGCCACCUUUGAGAACUUUGGGAUGGCCUUCCUCACACUCUUCCAGGUGUCCACAGGUGACAACUGGAACGGGAUCAUGAAGGAUACCUUGCGUGACUGCAGCCAUGAUGACCGGAGCUGCCUCAGCAACCUGCAGUUCAUCUCCCCACUGUACUUUGUCAGCUUUGUGCUCACAGCCCAGUUUGUCCUCAUCAAUGUGGUGGUAGCUGUGCUCAUGAAACAUCUUGACGACAGCAACAAGGAGGCCCAGGAGGAUGCAGAGAUGGAUGCUGAGAUUGAGCUGGAAAUUGCGCAUGGGCUGUGCUCACGCAAGUCAGGCUCCCUGAAGUCAAGACAAAGAAAAGGAGCAGGAACAGGGGGAAGCAGUGGGAGAACAGAUCCUGAAGGACGUCUAUGCACGAGAUGUUACUCUCCAGCACAGGAGAACUUAUGGCUGGACAGUGUCUCUUUAAUUAUUAAGGACUCCUUCGACGGGGAGUUAAUGAUCAUCGAUAACCUAUCGGGCUCCGUCUUCCAUCAUUACUCCUCGCCGGCCAUGUGCGAGAAGUGUAACCAUGACAAGCAAGAGGUCCAGCUGGCUGAAAUGGAAGCCUUAUCUCUCAACUCAGACAAGUCCUCUUCCAUCCUUCUAGGAGAUGAUCUGCUCUGUCAUUUGCCAUUAAAUUUCACAAGUCUUUGUCCUCACUUAUUUUUUUUCCAGCAGGAUGGCCAGGGCAGCCCUGACUCCAAUGGGGUAGGUGAUCUGGGGGAAUGCCUACUCCCAAUAUCCAGUGCAGAUGGCUCUACAAACCCAGACAGUUACCUGUGUGAAAUGGAGAAAACUCCUUUCAACUCAGUCGAGUCUUGGUUAAAGCAUGAAAGCACCAAAGUCCCUUCCAGCCCCUUCUCUCCAGGUCCGUCUUGCCCUCUGUUACCUGUAACAACAGAGUUUUUCCACCCAGCCAUCUCUGCCACCCAGACAGGGCCUGAGAAAGCCUCAUGUCCACGCAGCCUUCCUAAGAUCUCUCUGCAAGGCUCAUGGGCAUCACUGAGAUCUCCGAGUGUGAACUGUUCACUUCUCCACCAGGGGGCGGGCAGCAGCCUGCGGGGGGGAGGCAACAACAGUGAGCCCUCGGAGACCCUCAGUAGCCUCUCACUGACCUCCCUCUUCUCACCCCCGCCACCAGGGCUGACACUGGUGAAGAAGUGUAGCAGCACCAGCAGCCUCCAUGCCAGCCCCUUGCCCCGCCGCCCUGCUGCCCACCACACCAAGCCCUUCUACACCGUUGACCCCCGGGGCUUCCUCUCAAUGCCCUCCUGGGUGACAGACUUCUGCAAGGACACCCCCACACCCAGGGAAGGAGAAGAGCCAGAUGGCCCCAGCAGACUGGGGACAGGGGACCACAGCUCCCCACUCCCAUCUGAGCUGGAGCUUGGCGAUGGAGUCAGCAAGAGGAACAGAUGA